Messenger RNA from Nannospalax galili (Upper Galilee mountains blind mole rat), 7693 nucleotides. RefSeq names its product ATPase copper transporting alpha (gene Atp7a). Gene Ontology annotation, molecular function: copper ion binding; ATP hydrolysis activity; ATPase-coupled monoatomic cation transmembrane transporter activity. Gene Ontology annotation, cellular component: membrane. Bases 148 to 4647 code for a protein of 1499 amino acids. The transcript is spliced from 23 exons. NCBI's taxonomy places the organism in Eukaryota, Metazoa, Chordata, Mammalia, Rodentia, Spalacidae. The record is from RefSeq and is a predicted model, not a curated record. Gene Ontology annotation, biological process: monoatomic cation transport.
ACCGCGGAGGGAGGAGCCCGCGGCUCAGACUUCUCAGACUGUGUGAGUGUGAGCGCGGAGGCUGCGUGCGGGUUGUUCGCUGCCGCCCUGCGGAGCUCCGGACCCAGAUCCCCGGCUCUGGAAACCAGGGAAUGUAAAGAAGUCAAAAUGGAUCCAAGUAUGGGUGUGAAUUCUGUUACCAUCUCUGUUGAGGGAAUGACAUGUAUUUCCUGUGUCCAGACCAUUGAGCAGCAGAUUGGGAAAGUGAAUGGUGUCCAUCACAUUAAAGUUUCACUAGAAGAAAAAAGUGCAACUAUUAUUUAUGACCCUAAACUACAGACUCCAAAGACUCUACGAGAUGCUAUUGAUGACAUGGGCUUUGAUGCUAUUCUCUACAAUCCUAACCCUGUCCCUGUUCUAACCAAUACCGUGUUUCUGACUGUUACUGCUCCACUGGCUCUGCCAUGGGACCACAUCCAAAGCACAUUGCUCAAGACCAAGGGCGUGAUUGAUGUGAAGAUUUCCCCUCAGCAAAGAACUGCAGUAGUAACGAUAAUCCCUUAUAUAGUGAGUGCCAGUCAGAUUGUAGAGCUGGUUCCAGACCUCAGUUUAGACGUCGGAACUCAGGAGAAAAAGUCAAGAGCUUGUGAAGAGCACAGUGUGUCUCAAGCAGGUGAAGUCAUGAUGAAGAUGAAAGUGGAUGGGAUGACCUGCCAUUCGUGCACUAGCACCAUUGAAGGAAAAAUUGGGAAGUUGCAAGGUGUUCAGAGAAUUAAAGUUUCCCUAGACAACCAAGAAGCUACUGUCGUUUAUCAACCUCAUCUUAUCACAGCAGAGGAAAUAAGGAAGCAGAUUGAAGCUGUUGGCUUUUCAGCCUUUAUCAAAAAUAAGCCCAAGUACCUCAAAUUGGGAACCAUUGAUGUUGAGAAGCUGAAGAACACACCAGUCAAAUCUCCAGAAGGAUCACAGCAAAGGAGCCUGUCGUAUCCCAGUGACUCCACAGCCACGUUUGUCGUAGAGGGCAUGCACUGUAAAUCGUGUGUGUCAAAUAUUGAAAGUGCAUUAUCUACACUCCAGUAUGUAAGCAGCAUAGUAGUUUCUUUAGAGAAUAGGUCUGCCAUUGUAAAGUACAAUGCCAGCUUGAUCACUCCAGAAAUGCUGAGAAAAGCGAUAGAGGCUGUUUCACCAGGGCAAUACAGAGUCAGUAUUGCAAAUGAAGUUGAAAGUACCUCCAACUCUCCCUCUGGCUCAUCUCUUAAAAAGAUUCCUUUGAAUAUUGUUAGCCAGCCUCUGACUCAAGAAACUGUGAUAAACAUUAAUGGCAUGACUUGUAAUUCUUGUGUGCAGUCUAUAGAGGGUGUCAUAUCAAAAAAGCCAGGUGUAAAAUCCAUCCAUGUCUCCCUCGCAAAUAGUACUGGGACUGUUGAAUAUGAUCCUCUACUAACCUCUCCAGAAACCUUGAGGGAAGCAAUAGAAGACAUGGGAUUUGAUGCUGUCUUGUCAGACAUGAAUGAGCCAUUGGUGGUGAUAGCUCAGCCCUCAUUGGAAAUACCACUUUUGCCUUUAACCAAUGAACCAGGUAGAAUGAUGUCACCAGUUCAUAACAAGGAGGAAGCAAAAACUUCAUCUAAGUGUUACAUACAGGUCUCUGGAAUGACUUGUGCUUCUUGUGUAGCAAACAUUGAACGGAAUUUAAGACGAGAAGAAGGAAUAUAUUCUGUACUUGUGGCCUUGAUGGCUGGCAAGGCGGAAGUAAGAUAUAAUCCGGCUAUUAUCCAACCUCCACUGAUAGCAGAGUUCAUCCGAGAGCUUGGAUUUGGAGCCACUGUGAUUGAAAAUGCUGAUGAAGGGGAUGGGGUUUUAGAACUUGUUGUAAGAGGAAUGACCUGUGCCUCCUGUGUACAUAAAAUAGAGUCUACACUCACAAAGCACAAGGGGAUCUUUUACUGCUCUGUGGCCCUGGCAACCAACAAAGCACAUGUUAAAUAUGAUCCAGAAAUGAUUGGUCCUAGAGAUAUUAUUCAUAUAAUUGAAAGCUUAGGUUUUGAAGCUUCUUUGGUCAAGAAGGAUCGGUCAGCAAGUCACUUAGACCAUAAACGAGAAAUAAAACAAUGGAGACGGUCCUUCCUUGUGAGUCUGUUUUUCUGUAUCCCUGUCAUGGGGCUGAUGAUAUAUAUGAUGGUCAUGGACCACCACCUUGCAACUCUUCACCAUAAUAAGAACAUGAGUAAUGAAGAAAUGAUCAGCAUCCAUUCUUCUAUGUUCCUGGAACAUCAGAUACUACCAGGACUGUCCAUUAUGAAUUUACUGUCCUUUUUAUUGUGUGUACCUGUACAGUUUUGUGGAGGCUGGUACUUCUACAUUCAGGCUUACAAAGCACUGAAGCAUAAGACAGCGAAUAUGGAUGUGCUGAUUGUAUUGGCAACCACCAUUGCAUUUGCCUAUUCUCUAGUUAUUCUUCUGGUUGCAAUGUAUGAGAGAGCCAAAGUGAACCCUAUUACCUUCUUUGAUACGCCUCCUAUGCUGUUUGUGUUUAUUGCACUGGGCCGAUGGCUAGAGCACAUAGCAAAGGGCAAAACAUCAGAAGCUCUUGCAAAGUUAAUUUCACUACAAGCUACAGAAGCAACUAUUGUGACUCUUAACUCUGAAAAUAUCCUCCUGAGUGAAGAGCAAGUGGAUGUGGAACUUGUACAACGUGGAGAUGUCAUUAAAGUGGUUCCAGGAGGCAAAUUUCCAGUGGAUGGCCGUGUUAUUGAAGGACAUUCUAUGGUAGACGAGUCUCUCAUCACAGGGGAGGCAAUGCCUGUGGCUAAAAAACCUGGCAGCACAGUGAUCGCAGGUUCCAUUAACCAGAAUGGAUCACUGCUCAUCCGGGCAACCCAUGUUGGAGCAGAUACAACCCUUUCUCAAAUUGUCAAACUUGUGGAGGAGGCACAAACAUCAAAGGCUCCUAUCCAGCAGUUUGCAGACAAACUCAGUGGCUACUUUGUUCCUUUUAUUGUCUUUGUUUCUGUUGGUACCCUCCUGGUGUGGAUCAUAAUUGGAUUUCAAAAUUUUGAAAUUGUGGAAGCCUACUUUCCUGGCUACAGUAGAAGUAUCUCCCGGACGGAAACCAUAAUCCGCUUUGCUUUCCAAGCCUCUAUCACAGUUCUGUGUAUUGCAUGUCCCUGUUCACUGGGACUGGCCACACCAACUGCUGUGAUGGUGGGCACAGGAGUAGGUGCCCAGAAUGGAAUACUUAUCAAAGGUGGAGAGCCACUGGAGAUGGCUCAUAAGGUAAAGGUAGUGGUAUUUGAUAAGACUGGAACUAUUACUCAUGGGACCCCAGUAGUGAAUCAAGUAAAGAUUAUAGUGGAAAGUAACAGGAUAUCACGCAAUAAGAUCCUGGCCAUCGUGGGAACUGCAGAAAGUAACAGUGAACACCCUCUAGGAACAGCUAUAACCAAAUACUGCAAGCAGGCGCUGGACACUGAAACCUUGGGUACCUGUACAGAUUUCCAGGUUGUGCCAGGCUGUGGUAUUAGCUGUAAAGUCACCAAUAUUGAAGGCUUGCUACAUAAGAAUAACUGGAAGACAGAGGAAAAUAACAUUAAAAAUGCAUCCCUGGUUCAAAUUGAAGCAAUUAGUGAACAGUCAGCAACUUCAUCUUCUAUGAUUAUUGAUACUCAUCUCUCAAAUCCUGUUACUACUCAACUGUACAAAGUUCUCAUUGGUAACCGUGAAUGGAUGAUUAGAAAUGGUCUUGUCAUAAGUAAUGAUGUAGAUGAUUCCAUGAUAGAACAUGAAAGAAAAGGUCGGACUGCUGUAUUGGUAGCAAUUGACGAUGAGCUGUGUGGCUUGAUAGCCAUCGCUGAUACCGUGAAACCUGAGGCAGAGCUGGCUGUCCAUAUUCUGAAAUCUAUGGGCUUGGAAGUAGUUCUGAUGACUGGAGACAACAGUAAAACAGCUCGAUCUAUUGCUUCUCAGGUUGGCAUUACUAAGGUGUUUGCUGAAGUCCUACCUUCCCACAAAGUUGCUAAGGUGAAGCAGCUUCAAGAGGAGGGGAAACGAGUAGCGAUGGUAGGAGAUGGAAUCAAUGAUUCUCCAGCUCUGGCAAUGGCAAAUGUUGGAAUUGCCAUCGGCACAGGCACAGAUGUAGCCAUUGAAGCAGCUGAUGUGGUUUUGAUAAGGAAUGAUCUUCUGGAUGUAGUGGCAAGUAUCCACUUGUCAAGAAAGACAGUCAAGAGGAUUCGAAUCAAUUUUGUCUUUGCUCUAAUUUAUAAUCUGGUUGGAAUUCCCAUAGCUGCUGGAGCUUUUCUGCCCAUUGGUUUGGUUUUGCAACCCUGGAUGGGGUCUGCAGCAAUGGCUGCUUCAUCUGUUUCUGUAGUACUUUCUUCUCUUUUCCUUAAACUUUAUAGGAAACCAAGUUAUGAGAAUUACGAAUUGCGUGUCCGGAGCCAGAUAGGACAGAAGAGUCCUUCAGAAAUCAGUGUUCAUGUUGGAAUAGAUGACACCUCCAGGAAUUCUCCAAGACUGGGUUUGCUGAACCAGAUUGUCAAUUACAGCAGAGCCUCCAUAAACUCACUACUGUCUGAUAAACGCUCCCUCAACAGUGUUGUUACUAGUGAACCUGACAAGCACUCGCUUCUGGUAGGGGACUUUAGGGAAGAUGACGAUACCAAUCUGUAAAAGGCCUCAGGGGAUGUGCACUGACACAACACUCAUGAAGUCGUGGAAGGAAUUUGUCAGCCUCAUGCUCUUACGAGUGAGAUUCAAUUUGAGUUUUAUUUGUUGAUAGUAAAAAUAUCUUUCUUGGUGCAAAAGCUCUGAACCUGGCUUUAUUCAAAAUGAGUCUCCAGCAGUUUUUGUUUUCGCUGGUAAUAAAUUAGGGUGGAACAGUAAGUUUAGAACAAGCUCUACAAUUAAAGGUUGCUGACUUGCUGCUAAUAUGACAGAUUGCUUUUAUUUGACCAAAAAAAAAUGCCCAAAGACAGGAUGAUUAAAAAUAUGAAGAUUUGAGAGCAUGACCUUGAGGUAUUCUUGAGCCUAUAUCCUUGCCCUACUGGGGAGCAAUGGUUUUCAAAGCACUGUACAAAGCAUCUAGUUUAGAAGGAAAACAGUUGAAACUGUUUAAAAAUAGAUGUGCCUUAUUUAUUGUAGGCUUUCUCUCACCUCGUUCUGCCUGCAUCUUUGUCCUUUUAUUCCCAAGAUGCUCCAGGAAAGUUUUUGUCAGCUUCCUUCAAGUGAGCCAGGUUUAGGUGGUUUUUCAUUGAUUAAAAUAACUGACAACAAUCACUUGGAGUGAGGCAGAAGGAUUGCAAGUUCAAAGCCAGCCUGGGCUAUAUAUGCCAGGACCCUGUCUCAGAACAUUUGAACUGACAACUUAUUCCUUUUAUUUUAUUUUGUAGCUCAGAAGACCUUAAGGGUCUACAGAGUUCUCUACUCUCCUGUCUGUCCACUGUUGUUAAAAAUUCCCAGGUUCUUCUUCCAACCUCUCUAACUCUGCUAGCUUUCAGUUCUUUCCUGCUGAGUUCAGCUCUAAUUAGUAGAGUCUGUCCAGCAGUCUCAGUCCAGAACUUAGCAUUUGACCUCUUUCACUGAAAAUAUUUGCAAAGAUUAACACUAUUAUUUUUCACAUAUAAUGGCCAAAUAAAAGUAACUGGACUCAUUAAAUUCAUCUUUUGGGAUAGCAUAUAAUCACUUGGCUGGCAUAUAUAAUUUAAUAAGAUACUAAUUACCUCUUGUGUUUUAGAUAAUUUGUCACAAUUACUUUAAAAUAAUGCUAUUACACAAACUUGCUUUUACCAAAAUUUAUAGAAAAUUGUAAUAGAGAAAUUCAGAUUUCACCAUUUAUAAUACCUUGUAGUCAAAUACAGUUUUCUAUUGUUUAAAACAUUUGUGCUUAUAAGUAAACUCCAAAUAUUUUGUUGCCACUCCAUACUUUAAACCAGUAGCACAAAGCCUAACGUAUGUGAUGUCUGCUCAGAAAAUGAUUUUUUCUGUUCUUCAGGUCAAUUUUUACAGAGCAGGGUCUAAUAUCAGAUGGGGAAGGCUUUCUUCUGUUCUGCCCCUUUUCUCUUUUCUUCUUUCAUCCAUACCCAAAAAUGUUUACAUUAGUCAGUGCUAUCUUUUCAGAUUUGGAAGAGGCCUAACUUGUCUAUGUUAGCUAUCUUAGAGAGAGAGGUGAAACUUUUGAUGAAGGUGCUAUUAAUCUAGAAAGGCAAACCUGUUUUAAUAAAGUAUGAUUGAGUUUGUACGUUUAAGCUGUAUUUUAGACUAAUCCCUACACCAUCUUCCAUGCUUACAGUUUGAGUUUUAAUUUUUUAAAUUCCACUGGCCCAUCUUAAUAUGCUUCAUUUACUUCCAGAAGAAAUCCCUAGUACUAGAGUUGUAUAAUAGAUUUUUCUCACUCUGGAUCCAAAUUGAGAACAGAAGCUUGGCCACACCAACUCCCCACCAGUUACUUCUGCUACACUUGUGCUGUUGAAUCCUCCUUUGCAUCUACAUCCUGUCAUAGGACAGUGAGGAUAGCAUUUCAAUUCUCACUACAAGAAAAAAAAGUGUUAGAAAGAAGCUGUAUUCAUAGGAGAGUGAGGUAAGUCAUACACGGGAUCACAUACAUUGCUUUUAGCUAGUCAGUAGCUUUAAGGAACUAGUUGUUGCCAAGGACAAGUUUUGUAAGUGCUUAUUCAUAUACAUAGGUACACACACAGAUCAACCAUACAGAAAGAAAAUGGAUGUCUGUUUGCAUCUGGCUAUUCUGAGGUCCUUUCUUUGUCACUCUUCUGUACUCAGCAGCCAUUCCCUCAGACAGAAGGCACCAUGAACACUUUGCUUUCUAGUGCUGGUGCAGACUCAGCUAGGAGCAACUUUAACUUAAAUAUCCAAAGAUGCCUUUUGAAUUUAAAGAUUAAAACACAACUAUUUAGUAUUGUAGUCUAAAAAAGUAUGGUUGAGAGGUGUGAAAUAGAAAUAUUUUUCCUGGUUUAGUAUCAACAUUUUAGGUAAAAUUGAUGCCUUAUGAACAAAUAAUUUUAUAUUAUGCUUUAAUUUUUAAAAAUUAUUCUUUAUUCAGAUACACAAAAUGCUUGAAAUAGCACUGUAGACAAGAUAUUUCCAAAAAUGUAAGACUGCAUAUCUCUUCUGUACACAGCUUAAAAUCAAAAAUGUAUAGCAGAGGAUUUUUCCAUUACUUGUGGAUUCUGCUUUAAAAUUAUUUUUCUUAAUAUUUAUUUUACUCUAUUUUGUUACUUUCUUUGGAUGAGGCAUCUGGUUACGGGUUAUUUUUUUAAAAAUAAAGACAUUUCUGCUAUCACUCCCUUUGGGUUAUUUUGUUUGUUUUCUAUAUUUAAAAUAUUUCUUUACCAAAUAAAAAUCUAGAUUCAUGCCAAAUUAUUACCAGUUUUUACACUAAAUUUAAGUCCUUCAAUAAGGUAUAAGUAAUCAGAUAAAACACAAAACAUUAAUUCUUAUUUUUCAAUCAAAGGCGCUUCUUGAAUGGCAUCAAUAAUACAUGUCUUUUGUAGCUACAACCAGGUGUCUCAGCCUUGUGUUUUUAAAGAAAUAUUUAGCUAAACAUUGUAAAACAUUUAUUAGUUUCCAAAAACAGGAGUGGACAAUGUGUGCAAUAUUUAUCUGCUGUAGCCUAGUGUUUUUUUCAUAUGUAUGUAAUUGAUCAUAUUUCUGCCGAGGAUGUGCCUUCAACUUUAUAAUUAUAGUGUUGUAAAAAAACAAA